Messenger RNA from Mytilinidion resinicola, 1560 nucleotides. RefSeq lists its product as uncharacterized. Lineage: Eukaryota; Fungi; Ascomycota; Dothideomycetes; Mytilinidiales; Mytilinidiaceae. The transcript has a single exon. The coding region runs from base 221 to 1087 and encodes 288 amino acids. The record is from RefSeq and is a predicted model, not a curated record.
ACGGACCCAGAAGAAGGUCAAGAUCGUCUAGCGGGUCUCAUGAAAAAAGACAAGAGGAUGGGUUCACCCUAGUCCGACACCGAGCAAUUACUGGCGAAACCACAACAGCAUUGCUGCGGGGUCCAUUGAUACUGACCGCAGUCACACGUCCCCUCAACCUGGCUUCGGGAUCCAAUCAAACCGUGGCACUGAUCUCGAGAUUUGAGAUCCGGAUUUGGCUAUGAUGGAUGUUUCGUAUGUCGAAGCCUGGCGGCUGGGAAAAGAGCUGGCUUUGCGUGACCAGGCAUUCACUGUGGCUCUUUCGAGGUUGCGGAAGGCAAUUCACGGUGAGGCGCCGAAAGGGUCGAAAACGGAGUGCCAAAAGCAGACCCGCGGGGAUAGCCUCCGCGGUCUCGAUGGCCUAGUAUCCGGGCUCCAUGGUAUCAAUUCUGGAGUUCCGCCAGAGGAGCUCCCUAGCGAGGGCACCAAGCAUUCAUCAUUAGAAAAUCUCCUGGAUAGCUCGCCGAACAGCCCAGACUUCGGCGAAAUCCUUAAUUGGGUGAUUGAAAAACUUCACUUCGAUAGCGUUCCCGCGAAUUAUCUGCUAUCCAACCCAAGAAGUCUCCCGGGAGAGACACUGCGAUUCCUCCACGUUGAUAAGAAUUGGAUAGAUUUUUUGAUAGAUGGGGCCCUUAGUAUUGGAAACCAUUCCGCGGCAGCGACUUCACCUCAGGAUGAUGAAGCUAGAACGGCGAUCACGGAGGCCAUCAAUGAGUACCUCAAUAAGCCAGACCCAACACUCGGAUUGCGAUCCCAAAUCCCAAAAUAUGGUUUCUUGCUACGAUCACAGUUGUUCGCCAAGUUUCCACAUAUCGCCGUGGCGGCAAGGCUGGCUUCUGAAGCACUGUCGGAGAAGGAGAAGGAGAAGGAGAAGGAGAAGGAGAAGGAGAAGGAGAAGGCCGCUCCGUUCAUCCUUGUGCAGAGAUUACUGGCCGUGGAUACCAUACUUUGCCUCUUUGAUUGCGAGCCUGAAGAGCUACAGAGUGUCAUUUACGAUGCCUCUGAACCUGAAGUGAUUCAGUGCUGGUUCAGCUCUCGUUCAAGAUGACAAGCGGGAACUGACAAGCGGGAACCCUACGAUGGAUGAGGACAUUAAUUCGUAGAGAGGGAACGCUUAAGAUAACGUCAGCUACGAAUGGGAAGAGGGGACUGUGCGUUACUUGACUAUAAUACGCGGUGUUUGAAGGUGUAAUAGGUUGCAGACUACGUACAUUAUUACCUUCAGUGGUUCUAGGUGGCGUAUCGACUGAUGAGACGUCGAAAUCGGCACUGUUCGGAUUACAGCUGAUUGAGCCUUGACAUUUUCUACUUCAGCUUAGACCGACCCCCUCGGGGUCGGCGAAUAUUUCAGUUUGCGGACUAUUCCCUCAUCCAUCAGCCUCUUUCCUAAGCAUCGGGUCUACUUCUUAAAACGAUAUUCCACAAUCUCCCACUCUUCACAGCUUUUCUGCAACCACGAUAGCCGGCUCACCAACCUCAACAUCUCUACUCUUCAAAUCUCCGUUUCCAGCCUUCUUCUUG